AUGGCAAAAAAGCCCCGCAAGUUUUGGUGGCGUAGAUUCCAUUUAUCGCGCCGUGAAAAACGAAGGGAAAUAUCAGCAUAUCGCGGAAUAAAAUACGGCUAUGGUUACAGAAGCAAGAUAUCUGUACCUUGCAUAAACCUGUGCGAUAUCGCUCAGGCGUACCGCGUUAUAGUUGGAGCCAUGGAUGAUGAGUGGGAGGCAGAUUUAGUCAUUAUGGAUUCAUUCAGUCAACAGAACAAUGUUAUUGAUGUACUCAGUAAAUAUGCGUGGGUUGAAGCAAUAAAAGCAAAGACAGAGGUAAAUCUUGCCACUGUGAUCUUGCCAAAGCCUUUGAGAAAAUAA
Molecule: messenger RNA, 342 nt
Organism: Paramuricea clavata
Lineage: Eukaryota; Metazoa; Cnidaria; Anthozoa; Malacalcyonacea; Plexauridae
Source: the annotation of a GenBank genome assembly